Messenger RNA from Phytophthora infestans T30-4, 1159 nucleotides. Its product is annotated as epoxide hydrolase, putative. The record is from RefSeq and is a predicted model, not a curated record. Gene Ontology annotation, molecular function: hydrolase activity. The transcript is spliced from 4 exons. NCBI's taxonomy places the organism in Eukaryota, Oomycota, Peronosporomycetes, Peronosporales, Peronosporaceae. The coding region runs from base 7 to 1008 and encodes 333 amino acids.
GGCGCAAUGGAGAGGGCGGUGUGGGAGCAAUGGCCUCAUGCCUUCAUGGAGACACCCGAGGGCAUCCGUCUGUAUUACGUCGACGUGGGCCCUCGCGACGGCCUCCCUGUCGUGAUGGUACAUGGGUGGCCUGAUCUCUGGUUCGGCUGGCGGCACCAGAUCCAAGCGCUAAGCCCCAAGUAUCGACUCAUUGUACCCGAUGUCCGUGGCUUUGGUCAGAGCUCGACACCAGCAAACGUCGAGGCUUACGGAGCCAAGAACAUUUCCAACGACCUGAUGGCACUAUUGGAUGAGCUCAAUAUUGCCAAGGCUGUCUUUAUCGGCCACGACUGGGGUGGAAGUCAUGUGUGGCGAACGUGUCUGUAUCAUCCAGAACGAGUCAUUGCUGUCUGUGGAGUUUGCACGCCGUACAUCCCACCCAGCAAAACCUACGUGCCCUUGGAGGUGGUGGUGGAGAAAGUGCCACAGUUCAAGUACCAGCAGUUCCUGGCCAACACCGAAGUCUCGAGUAAAGUUCUUGACGCCUCGCCGCGUCGUCUGUUGACUGCGAUGCUCCGUAAGCCGUCGGAAAUGGGUCCUCGCGCGUCCCGGAUGUCGCUACCGAAGAUGCUCAAGGCCGUCGACUCGGACGCGGACCACCCGGUGUUCACACAGCGCUCGACGUUGCUAUCCGACGCUGAGCUGAACUACUACGUCGAGCAGUACUCCAUCAGUAAGUUCGCUAGCACGUGCCAAACUUAUGCUACGGGCAAGAUCGACUUUGAGAAUGAGAGGGGCCUGCCCAAAGUGAUUAAGCACCCAUCUCUAUUUAUUGGUGCUGCUAAAGAUGCAGUGCUCAAGCCUGAAAUGGCGAGAGGCAUGGCCAAGGUAAUCCCGAAUUUGGAGACGAAGGUCAUUGAAGAUGCCGGUCACUGGGUGCUGUGGGAGCAGAAAGAAGAGGUGAAUGCGAUCUUGUCCGAGUGGCUGGCGAACAUUGCGAGCGUUAGCAAUCUCAACGCAAAGUUGUAAGCAAUGCUCGUCUCGAUCGUCUUCAUCACCUCCAAUCUCAAUGUUUGGACGAGCUACGGGCCGUAGUACGGCUGCAGGAGUCCAGCCAGGACUGGCCAAUCGAUUGCAUUUCUUGUUCAAAGAGUUAAUAGUGCGUCAGCGCAUCAAUUCA